UUCUCUCUCUAGGGUUUUCGCAACCCUUUCGUUCCCCCAUUUUUAUAUCUCUCUCUCUCUGUCAUCCGAACCUGUGCACACGGGAAAAAUAUCUGUAUCUGAACGAGCAGCAAUGGCGGAAGAAUUGCAGUACGGUUCGGACUCACUCUCCAAUAAGAGGAAGUACGAAGACAGCCAAGCGGCUCUUCCGUCUAGGAGCCGACCGACUGGAUUUUCUGCUCCGAUCUCUUCUCAGUCGCCUCCGGACUCCAAGCAGCCUCCGGCUUACAACACCGUCCCACCGCCUAUGGAUGAGAUCCAGCUUGCUAAACAGAAAGCUCAGGAAAUUGCUGCCAGGCUCUUUAACAACGUUGAUCCUAGCAAGAAGCCUAGGGUUGAUAACGGUGGCAGUGGUGGAUAUGACUCCAUAGAACCUGUGGUUCAAAAGCCCUUGAGUGGUGCUCCUUCAGUGCCAAGUUCAUACGGGUAUCCUGGUCUAAGUAAGAAGAUAGAGAUACCUAAUGGACGGGUUGGAGUGAUUAUUGGUAAAGGUGGGGAGACCAUUAAGUACCUUCAGCUUCAGUCUGGUGCAAAGAUUCAAGUUACCAGGGAUAUGGACGCAGACCCUCAUUCUCUGACUCGAGGGGUUGAGCUGAUGGGUACCCCUGAUCAGAUUACAAAAGCUGAGCAAUUAAUUAAUGAUGUCCUUAAUGAGGCUGAUGCAGGUGGUUCAGGCAUAGUUUCUCGAAGGGUAACUGGACAACCAGCUGGAGCUGAUCAAUUUGUCAUGCAGAUUCCAAAUAACAAGGUUGGACUUGUUAUUGGUAAAGGAGGUGAUACCAUAAAAAACAUGCAAGCCAGAACCGGUGCUCGGAUUCAGGUGAUACCGUUACACUUGCCCCCAGGUGAUACAUCCACUGAAAGGACACUACAAAUUGAUGGCACUAGCGAACAGAUUGAGGCUGCAAAACAAUUGGUCAAUGAAGUCAUCGCUGAGAAUCGUAUGCGUAAUUCUUCUAUGGGAGGAGGUUAUCCUCAGCAAGGUUACCAAGCUCGGCCUCCUGCAAGCUGGGCUCCUCCUGGUCCACCAAUGCAACAACCUGGCUAUGGUUACCUUCAGCCUGGAGCUUACCCUGGCCCUGCUCCUCAGUAUAACAUGAAUCAGCCACCUUACCCUGGUUAUCCCCCUCAACCUACCUCUGGUGGAUAUACCUCUGGCUGGGACCAGACAACUGCUCCAUCAAAUCAGCAGAAUGCUCAGGGAGGUGGCUAUGAUUACUAUAGCCAGCAGCAGCCUCCACAGCAACAGCAGGCUCCGGGAGGUCCUGGUGGUCCUACAGACAAUUCUGCCUAUGGUUAUAAUCAGGCUCCAGCUUCAGGUUAUAGUCAAGGGCAAGGUUAUCCUCAGGAUGGUUAUGGGGGAUACCAAUCUACUGUCCCUCAAUCUGGAUAUGCUCAAUCCCAGCCAAAUGCUGUACCUGGGUAUGAUCAGCAACAAGGUUAUCAUUCUGCAUCUGGAUAUGGUAGUGUAUCAAACCCACCAACUGAUGGCCAUACACCUUCGUAUGGAACUCAAGCUGAUGCCAGCCAAGCUCCACCUGUGCAGUCAUCUGCUACUGGCCAGCAAGGUUAUGCUGCUGGUCAGCAGCCAAGUCCUAAUCCUAAUUACCCUCCGCAAGGAGCUGCCCAGCCUGGUUAUGGAGUACCUCCAACUUCCCAAGCUGGUUAUGGGACUCAGCAACCGUCAGGUUAUGGCUCAAGCUAUGGGCCCCCGCAGACUCAAAAGCCUCCUACUAGUCAACCAGCUUAUGGGCAAACUCAGCAGUCACCUACUGCCCAAGGAGGUUAUGGCCAGCCUGGGUACCCACCUGCUCAAUCUGGUUAUGGACCACCAUCGACUGGUUAUGGAGCCCCUGCAUCUCAGCCAGGAUAUGGAGCCCCUGCAUCUCAGUCAGGAUAUGGAGCCCCGCCUUAUGGCGGACCACCAGCGUCUCAAUCUAACUACGGGCAGCAGGCAACGUACAGCAGUGCUUAUAGUGGUGGUUACUCCAACUCCCAGCAACCACCAGCAUACUCUUCUGAUGGCAGUUCAGGUGGCAAUCCCCGGGGAGCAUAUGAUUCAACUACAGCGUCUCAGGCUAGCCAGCAGCCAAGCGGGGUCUCAAAAGCCUCGCCUCAGGAAUGAUGCAUGUAAUGGGGAUCAUGGCUGGCUGGCCUUCUUAUCAUGGUCUAUAUUCAGGGUCUUUGUUCCAUUUGUCUUAGGUUCGGUGGUGAAUUUUUCCUAGGUCUUUGUAGGUCUUGUAGUGUUAGUGGAUUAAAUGCUUGUUAGAAUUAUGGCUUUAGACUUGCGGAGUAUGACUGUAAAAUUGUUUUGGUUUAUGUCUUUUGUAUGGUUGAACUUUCUUUAGAUCCUUAUGUUCAUCACAAAUUGCUUAGUCGGCUACAUGAUUUGCUCUA
Messenger RNA from Coffea eugenioides, 2436 nucleotides. RefSeq names its product far upstream element-binding protein 1. The transcript is spliced from 6 exons. Gene Ontology annotation, cellular component: cytoplasm. Gene Ontology annotation, molecular function: mRNA binding. Gene Ontology annotation, biological process: regulation of gene expression. The record is from RefSeq and is a predicted model, not a curated record. Lineage: Eukaryota; Viridiplantae; Streptophyta; Magnoliopsida; Gentianales; Rubiaceae. The coding region runs from base 113 to 2164 and encodes 683 amino acids.